Molecule: messenger RNA, 838 nt
Organism: Tigriopus californicus
Lineage: Eukaryota; Metazoa; Arthropoda; Copepoda; Harpacticoida; Harpacticidae
Product: putative defense protein 1
Exons: 1
Coding region: 136-735 (199 amino acids)
Molecular function (GO): oxidoreductase activity, acting on metal ions
Source: RefSeq, a predicted model, not a curated record
GAGGAAUAUUGAUCUCUGAGUCAUGGGUUUUCCUGUUUAAAAGGAAGUGCGAUUAAGCGUGAUUGUUGUCUGAUCGGCGGUAUUAGUACCUGAAGGGCCUCGUCAGUCUCUCGUCAAGUCUUCAUCGAGUUCAACAUGAUCCUCUCCGCCAUUCCUAAAGGUCUCGUCCUCGCACUGAGCUUUUUCGGGUUCACACGAGCUUACCCGAGCGGAGCCCCGGUCAUUGCUUGUCAAAACGGAAUUCCUCAGCACGGCCUAGCCCAACCGCAAAGCGGGCGAGCUCCCUAUGAAAUCUUAGUGGAUGAGAAUGGACAUAACCAUAUGGUUGAAAUCGCCUUGAGAGGCUUGAACCGUGAGGUCUUUCGAGGGUUUUUACUCCGGGUGGUGUCCGUGGCCAGUGGUAAAGUUUUGGGAUCCCUGGAGUUGGACCCAUCUCAAUCGUUGAAAGGUCAAAUCAUUGAUUGUGCCUCCACGGAAGAUGCUGCCACUCACAUUAAUCGGAGCGACAAAGAUGAGGUGAAGCUGAUUUGGAAUGCACCUCAAGGGUUUGACGGCCAGGUCAAGGUUGUUUCCACUGUCGUGCAAAAUCAUCAAAAUUUUUGGACCAACGUGGAAAGUGCCCCAUUCAACGUGGGCCAUUCUGGCGCCAAUGACAACUCCAAUUCUCAAGUGGCUCUUUGGCCUUCUUUGUCAUUGACUUGUGUGGCGUCAGCCAUUGGGCAUUAUCUUUUCUAAAAGUCUCGUGACGACUUUGAAAGAUUGUAUCAUUAACAAAUUUAGCCGCAUAUGAGAUGUCCUUCUAAUGAAAUAUUACCAUAAUAAAACCCUUUCCAUAUGA